CGCUUGUUUGUGGCUGGCAAAGUGGGAAUCCUCUCGUGACCAAGAUGGCGAAACCCGUGACGAAGGCCGCGCCCUCCGUGGCGGCCGAGGCCAAGGGUGACGACCCCGCCUUCGCGACGAUCUCGGGCUCGGUCAUGGACCAGAGCCAAGUCAUCUUCGGCGUGCCGGUCUCGUCGCCGCCGGGCUACGACAUUGAGGACGACAGCUCGACGCUCGCGCCGGUGCUCAAGUAUGGCCUCUUGGCCGCGAUCUGCCUCAUGUCCUUCUCGAUCCGCCUCUUCUCCAUCGUGCGCUACGAAAGCGUGAUCCACGAGUUUGACCCGUACUUCAACUUUCGCACAACCAAGUACUUGGCGUCCGAGGGCUUCCUCGAGUUCCUCGACUGGUUUGACGACCGCGCGUGGUACCCGCUGGGCCGUAUCAUUGGUGGCACCAUCUACCCGGGUCUGAUGUACACGGCGGCCCUCGUCUACUGGGUGCUCAACUGGCUCAACAUCUCGAUCAACGUGCGCAACACGUGCGUCUUCUUGGCGCCGAUGUUUGCUGCCAACACGGCGAUCGCCUCGUACAUGCUGACGAAAGAAGUGACGAAGCGCACGAGCGCGGGCUUGCUCGCGGCUGCGUUUGCUGGCGUCGUGCCCUCGUACAUCUCGCGCUCGGUCGGUGGCUCGUACGACAAUGAAGGCGUCGCGAUCUUUGCGCUCAUCUUUGUCUUCUACCUCUGGAUCAAGGCCGUGAACACGGGCUCGAUGUUCUGGGCCGCGGCCUGCUCGCUCGCGUACUUUUACAUGGUCGCUGCGUGGGGCGGCUACGUCUUCAUCAUCAACAUGAUCCCGAUCUACGUGCUCGUGAUGAUCUUUGCCGGCCGGUACACGCCGCGCCUGUACAUUGCCUACUCAACGUUCUACGCGCUCGGGUCGCUCAUGGCCAUGCAAGUGCCAUUUGUCGGCUUCAAUGUGCUCAAGCAGGCCGAAUGCGCCGGCUCGCACGGUGUCUUCCUCCUCCUCCAAGUCUACUGCUUUGUCAACUGGCUCCGCGGCUUCAUCUCGGCCGGUGCGUUCCGCCGUCUCGUUGUGGUCGGCGCCGCGACGCUCGUGGCCGGCGUCGCGGUCGCGCUCGUCUUGCUGCAGCUCAUGGGCAAGGUGCAGUGGACGGGCCGGUCGCUCACGCUUCUCGAUCCGACGUACGCGUCCAAGUACAUUCCGAUCAUCGCGUCCGUCUCGGAGCACCAGCCGACGACGUGGACGUCGUACUUUUUCGAUCUGCACAUUCUGGUGCCCUUCGCGCCGGUGGGUCUCUACUUCAUGUACAAGAACCUCACGGACGGCGGCAUCUUCGUCAUCCUCUACGGCACGGUCGCCUGGUACUUUGCCGGCGUCAUGGUGCGUCUCAUGCUCACGCUCGCGCCGAUCGCGUGCAUCCUCGCGGCCGUCGGGAUCUCGGCCACCUUGCGCAAGUUUAUGGGCUUCCUCCACCGGUCCUUCUCGGGCACGACGACGCCGCUCAAGAACGGCGUCCAGGAGGUCCACAGCGGCUUUGCGCUCAUCGUGGUCAUGGUGCUCACGGCCUUGCUCUUGAGCUACCAGUUCCACGCUGCGUACGUGUCGUCGAUGGCCUACUCGUCGCCGUCGAUCGUGAUUGAGGCCGGCCGCACGCAGAGCGGUGAGCGCGUCGUGUUUGACGACUACCGCGAGGCGUACUUUUGGCUGCGCCAGAACACGGCGGCCGACGCCCGCAUCCUCUCGUGGUGGGACUACGGCUACCAGAUGUCGGGCAUGGCCAACCGGACGGUCAUUGUCGACAACAACACGUGGAACAACACGCACAUUGCGACCGUCGGUCGCGCGCUCGCGUCGACGGAAGAGGGCGCGUACCCGAUCCUGCAGUCGCUCGACGUCGACUACGUGCUCGUCAUCUUUGGCGGUCUCACGGGUUACAGCUCGGACGACAUCAACAAGUUUCUCUGGCCCGUGCGCAUCGGGUCGGGCGUCUUCCCCAACGACAUGCCGGCCGAGCGCGACUUUUACUCGGCGUCUGGCAACUUUGACGUUGGCCCCGGCGGCUCCAAGAUUUUGCACAACUGCCUCGCGUACAAGCUGUGCUACUACCGCUUUGGCGAGAUGCGCACCGACUACCAGCACCCACCGGGGUUUGACCGCGCGCGCAACACGGAGGUCGGCGUCAAGAACAUCAAGCUCACGCACAUGGAGGAGGCGUUCACGUCCGAGCACUGGAUCGUGCGCAUCUUCAAGGUCAAGAAGCAGCCCAACGUGCAGCCGACCACCGAGGAGAUGAAGCGCAAGCUGCGCGACGCGGCGUCCCAGACGGCGUCGAUCGACACGGAGAAGACGCGCUUUGUGGGCUGCGUCACGGGCGAGGACAUGCUCGGAGCCGACAAGAUCUACUCUGGCGGCGCGACGGGCGCCAACUACAACCUUGCGCUGCACCACGCCAAGGCGCACGGGAAGCGGUACUUCGCGCUCUCGCGCGUCGGCGGCGAAGGCCACGUGUUUGCCUUCGACAAGCUCGCGUUGGCCGAGAAGGACUUUGACGGCAACGGCGCCGGCUGCGAGCGCCCGUGCAUGGACUCGCAGGCGCACUUCUGCGGCUGCGCCGACUCUGGCUGCUCGGACGCGCUCGCGCAACCGGGCAAGGGCCAGGAGCACAACCGCCGAUGGGCCAUCUACGAGCGCGAAGAGGCGUAGACACUGUGCUUUUUCCAACACGAAGCUUUCUUUUGUGCAAGACA
Molecule: messenger RNA, 2749 nt
Organism: Saprolegnia diclina VS20
Lineage: Eukaryota; Oomycota; Saprolegniomycetes; Saprolegniales; Saprolegniaceae
Product: dolichyl-diphosphooligosaccharide-protein glycosyltransferase
Exons: 2
Coding region: 45-2705 (886 amino acids)
Cellular component (GO): membrane
Molecular function (GO): oligosaccharyl transferase activity
Source: RefSeq, a predicted model, not a curated record